AUGAAUAAAAAAUUUGUUUCCGCCUUCAGGGAACAAGAGCUGCGCGAAAUGGGUAUCGCUCUUCAUCGCGACGGUGGUUUAACCGGAGUGUUUUCACCAAAAACGCCUAAUCUUGUUAAUCUCAACGAGGACCCGGCCAUGGCAGAAUGCCUAAUCUACUACCUGAAAGAUGGGCGUACCAGACUGGGACACCUGCACGAGGCAGAAAACCUAGACAUUGGUUUAAUUGGACCUUUUAUUCAAAAGGAACACUGCGAAUUCAUCCUGGAAAAUGGUACGGUGUUCAUGGAGCCAAUCGGUGACGCGGAGUGCUACGUCAAUGGAUCUCGUAUCACAGAACGACAGAUGGUCCAGUCUGGCGCAAGAGUCAUUUUAGGCAAAAAUCACGUGUUUCGUCUGAAUAAUCCGCUCCAGCUCAGCCUCACAGAGCCCGUGGACUGGGCGUAUGCAAUCUCCGAACUGCUUGAGAAACAGGGCGUUGACCUGCGCAAAGAGAUGGAUGAACGCUUGUCACGAGUCAAGAUCAGUCUUUUGACGUCUGUAGUUAAUUGCACAGAGUUAGUGGCCUACGAGGGUCAGAUACAGGUGCUGCAGGAGAAGGUUGAACAGCAGUCCAUAAUGAGUUCAAUAGUGCAGGAUGACUCCGUCUCCGAAGACGAAGGUUAG
Dibothriocephalus latus is the source of this 666-nucleotide messenger RNA. The record is from the annotation of a GenBank genome assembly. NCBI's taxonomy places the organism in Eukaryota, Metazoa, Platyhelminthes, Cestoda, Diphyllobothriidea, Diphyllobothriidae.